Molecule: messenger RNA, 4474 nt
Organism: Zea mays
Lineage: Eukaryota; Viridiplantae; Streptophyta; Magnoliopsida; Poales; Poaceae
Product: cationic amino acid transporter 6, chloroplastic
Exons: 5
Coding region: 427-2109 (560 amino acids)
Biological process (GO): transmembrane transport; amino acid transport
Cellular component (GO): plasma membrane
Molecular function (GO): amino acid transmembrane transporter activity
Source: RefSeq, a predicted model, not a curated record
CGAGCUAGAUACUCUCCAUUAGCCAGUAGCUAGGCAAGGUUCCCCCCCAGUUAAGUUACUGACGGACACAAGCAUCCAUCGUCUACUGCUAGUGCUGGUGCUGGCCUGCUGGAUUGGCUAGCUCGCUCGCGUGGGUGAGGCCAGUACGCCAAAAAGCUGGACAAGCGCAGAGACUUCAUUGCCCACCGUCCGAGUGGCCAUGAACUUGAAUGCCCUCCUCCUCUCUUUCUCGUAUAAAUAGUAGCCGCGAGCUCGAUUCGAUCGUCCCCGGCUACGUCCACCCAGGCCCAGCCACAGAUGAAGAAAGCGCAAGCCACCAGGAGGAGCUAGCAAAAGAAGGAGGAACGAAGAGAAGAGAGAAAUUAACAGCUCGAGAGAAACGGAGCUAGAUAGUAGCAGGGGCGCUGCUCGCUAGAGGCCGUUGAUAUGGCGCUUCGCGACGUGCUGCUGUCCAUAGCGCAGACGCCGCACCGGCUGCGCAGGAGGGCGCUGGUGACGUGGACGCCGACGCAGGAGCUGAACGAGGUGCGGGACCGGUCCGGGGCGCGCAUGAAGCGGCGGCUGGAGUGGUACGACCUCGUGGGGCUCGGCGUGGGCGGCAUGCUCGGCGCGGGCGUCUUCGUCACCACGGGGAGGGUGGCGCGCGACACCGCGGGGCCCGCCGUCUUCGCGUCCUACGUCGUCGCCGGCGUCUCCGCGCUGCUGUCGUCCUUGUGCUACGCCGAGUUCUCCGUGCGCGUCCCCGUCGCCGGCGGCGCCUUCAGCUACCUCAGAGUAACGUUCGGCGAGUUCGUGGGGUUCUUCGGCGGAGCGAACAUUCUGAUGGAGUACGUGCUGUCAAACGCGGCGGUGGCGAGGAGCUUCACGGACUACCUGGCAUCGACGUUCGGGGUCACGGAGCGCAACGCGUGGAGGAUCGUCGUCGACGGCAUCGCCGACGGGUACAAUGAGCUGGACGUGCCGGCCGUCGCGCUCAUCCUUCUCAUAACCGUAUGCCUGUGCUAUAGCACCAAGGAGAGCUCGAUGCUGAACAUGGUGCUCACGGUGUUCCACCUGCUCUUCUUCGCCUUCAUCGUCGCUGCCGGCCUGUGGAACGGCAGCGCGAGGAACCUCGUGCGGCCGCACGGGCUGGCCCCCUACGGCGUCCGCGGCGUCCUGGACGGCGCCGCCGUCGUCUACUUCAGCUACAUAGGCUACGACUCGGCGUGCACCAUGGCCGAAGAGAUCCGGGACCCCUCCCGCGCGCUCCCCGUCGGCAUCGCCGGCUCGGUGCUCGUCGUGUCCGGGCUCUACUGCCUCAUGUCCGUCGCCCUCUGCGUAAUGCUGCCCUACACCGAGAUAUCGGAAGCCGCCCCGUUCUCGUCGGCGUUCAGGGAGAAGGUGGGGUGGAGGUGGGCGAGCAGCGUGGUUGGCGCCGGCGCGAGCAUCGGCAUCGUGGCGUCGCUGAUGGUGGCGAUGCUGGGGCAGGCCAGGUACCUGUGCGUCAUCGCCAGAGCGCGUCUCGUGCCGUUGUGGUUCGCCAAGGUCCACCCUUCCACAGGCACCCCCAUGAACGCCACCAUCUUUCUAGGGUUCUGCACUGCAUCAUUAGCACUCUUCACGGAGCUGCAAAUAGUGUUCGAGAUGAUAUCCAUCGGAACCCUGCUGGUCUUCUACUUGGUCGCCAAUGCACUAAUCUACCACCGGUACGUGAAGGUCGGCACAAACCGGCCCCUGCAUGUCCUCCUCUUCCUGCUGCUCCUCACCCUGAGCUCUCUCGGCUUCUCCCUCUCGAGGAAGAUCGAUGGGUGGUGCCAGUGGGGGAUGACACUGUUCGGCGCAGUCUCCAUAGCAAUCACCACCAUCUUCCACUGCACAGCACGGCAGGACAUCGCCGGACCCUCGUUGGAGUGGUCGGUUCCUCUGAUGCCAUGGCCUGCCGCUGCAUCUGUCUUCCUGAAUGUGUUCCUGAUAACCACUCUCAAGGUGAGAUCAUACCAGAGGUUCGGCAUCUGGAGCCUUGUGACCAUAGUUUUCUAUGUCUGCUAUGGGGUGCACUCCACAUACUCUGCAGAAGAAAAUGAGAUUGUCAAUGCAAUGAUCCAUCAUGCAAAUUUGGACAUAUCUUAGCAGUGGCAGGUUAAUUAUAUGCCAGAAGUUACAUUAGAGCUCAAUAGAUUGGCAAUUAGGCCAUCUUGGAGAUGGUCCUAGGCCUAAAGAUGGUGCAAAAGAGUAUUUUGCUUUAGGUUAAUCCCUCUUUUUUUUUCCUGCUUUUGUGCUUUCUGAUUGGCCCAAAACUAUUGGCAUGUGCUUACUUUUUGCUCGAGGUACAUAUGCAGGAUUGUGCAAGGCAUGUGUCCGUUUGGCCAGUGAUUUGAAAAUCUAUCUAUUUUCACCACAACAAAUGACAAUGCCCUAGAAUGCAGGAAACUAUCAAACAUCAGCAUGAUGACUGAUCUGUUCCAGCUAGAAAUUACUUUCACCUGCAACUAGCCAUUCCUGCAGAUAGAGCAGGAGUGAGCAUACAAAAAAAAUGUAUCAAAGUUUACUGGAAAGCAUAUCCUAAAAAAUGUAAAAGCACUGGUGUACUUCAUAAAAAUCAUUGUAAUUGAACCAUGAGAAGCUGAAGUUAAUGAUUUUGCUUUUCUGUGUAACUCAUACAUGGAGAGAAAUAAACAGAGGAAACCAAAACGAAAACUGUGUUUAGACUUCAGAAUAAUUACUGAUACUAUUUCAAUCACACUAUUUCCAUUAGUAUGGAGCAAGAGUUCGCUCAGAUAGCUUUAACACAUGAACACAUUGAUACCAUUCAUCUUUCAUGCCAUAGAGUUUGAUGCCUAAAGGCACACAAUUCACUUGUGUGUUUGAGAAAAGAAUGACAGUUCCUCGCCAAGAAAAAAUAGAUCAUACAAGCACAUCCUCUAACCUUACUGGUCCAGGAAAUAACUAGGCGUGAAUUUCACAAGAAGCAUAGAAGACAUUUUUAGUUCUGAGAACUAAAUAAUCUGUAUUCAUGUUAUAAUAAAAGGAGGCUCCAUACAAAUUUCAAAAGUUACAUCAAGUCCAUUCCUAAAGAAGAACGUAUUUACAAUUUAUCAAGACAUGUAGACUAAUGAGGUGCAAAUAUUCAAUAGACUAGGCUUUGAUACAUGAUAAGCCUAAACAAUGGCUGUCAUACAUAAUUGUAUUGAAAGUUCAAGGACCACGCAUGAUGGAAUGCGGGAGUAAAGCCGAACAUCAUGGAGCGAAUCCAUGCUUUCAACUCAGCAUGCCUCAUCGAGUCAAGGUACAUACCUCAGUUUUAUUUCUUAAUGCACACCUCAAAUGGUAGCCCAAUUGUCGAACAGCACAGUGAGCCAAGGAUUGGAUGCCAGCAUACUAAGGACCACACUCUGAUGGUGAGUCCGAGAUAGUACUAAGUGGAUAGUGGUGCCUUCAUCUGCACCAAAUCCGCUGAGAAAAAACAAAACUAUUAGAUUGCAGUUCUGAACCAAUAAAUAAUGAACUACAUGGAAAACUUAAGUACCCAUGUAUUUUUCUCACCAGAUAAGAAGAUUCUGAAGAAUAACAAAACUGUAGAAGGCCAUGGAAUACCUAUAGUUCCAAAAUUGUCAUUCAAAGUAGCUAAACUUGCAGAUUUGCAGAAAGCUUGAGGCUAAUAGAUGGAAAGCAUUUCCCUAAUUCCCUUCUCUCUAAGGUCCUCUUUGGCAGGGCUUUUGUUAGGGAUUCUCCACCCUCUUAAUCAAAAGUGCUGCCAAAUGUGCACACACGAAAAUGGCUUGGUGAAGCCAAAAACCAAGGAAAAACAAUGAAGCCGAAGCAGUUUUCACUUAGAAGCAAAAGACACAAAAAUGUGGCUCCCCCCACCCCCACCCCCCUAACACACACAAAAGAUUUUUGUUUUGUCAGGGACUGUAUUUUUUCAGUCCUUUGCUAGUGCCUUAGCCCGCCAACUGAGGUCUGUGACUCUGUGAGGCCAAUGGUAUCCUUUAUAUAUUUUUUAUUUUAGAUCCUGAAUGAAAUUUCAGCACUGGGUUCUACUUUGCUGGUCACACCAACCUAUAUGUUGUGAAGCAAUCAUGCGAAGAUUUCAUUUUCAAUUACAUCCCCGGCAGAGUACAAGUGUUUAGUCCUUGUCAAAUUUUUUGCUGUAUGGAGCUGAAAAAUCUGCAAUCUACAAAUUUAAUUGUACUGUGGAGGGAACUCAAUAUUCUGUGCACUGUAUCUCUAUGAAGAAUUCCCCAGCCUGAAGUUGGAAAUCUUGAUGACUGGAUGAAAAAAGGGGAGACAAUAUUGGUACUCAACAUCUACACAUUAACAUUCCUUAUGUCCACGACUGCUGCAUCAAAUAUACAUUUUGAUAACAAUUAGUGGUACCAAAGCAAAUAUCCUCAAGAUGAGGUUACACAGAUUUCCCUUCAAAAGUGAGACAAAAGUUUACACUCACCUCUUGUAUGUAAAACUAUUGGGAGAAAUUUGAAUAAGUUGGAUUCUA